This is a messenger RNA of Dictyostelium purpureum, 951 nucleotides long. RefSeq lists its product as uncharacterized. Lineage: Eukaryota; Evosea; Eumycetozoa; Dictyosteliales; Dictyosteliaceae. Bases 1 to 951 code for a protein of 316 amino acids. The transcript has a single exon. The record is from RefSeq and is a predicted model, not a curated record.
AUGACAAGAAACCAAUCAAGUAAUAAUAUUUUAAUGGUAGAACCAACACAUUUCGAAAGCAAUGUUCAAGCUAUUGCAGAUAAUACAUUUAUGAAUAAACCAGGUGAAGGAUUAGAUAUUCCAACCUUAGGUGUUAAAGAAUUUACAGAAUAUUGCAAUGCAAUUAAAGAAAAGAAUGUUAAUGUUAAAUUAUUCCAACCAAAAGGUGAUGGUAUCGAAACACCAGAUUGUGUUUUCCCAAACAAUUGGUUUUCAACCCACUCUGCAGAAGAAAUGUCAAAUGCUGGUGGUAAAAACACUUUAGUAUUAUACCCAAUGUGUCACCCAAAUCGUCGUCUUGAAAGAAGAGCAAACAUUAUUGAAUUUUUAAAGAAUCGUUAUCCAGCAGAUCAAUUACAAAUCGUCGAUUUCACCCAUUAUGAAGAAAAAGGUAUGUUUUUAGAAGGUACAGGUUCAUUUGUUUUAGACAGAGUCAAUAAGAACGCUUAUAUUUGUAUUAGUCAACGUUCACACAAACAAUUAGCUCAAGAAUGGUGCGAUAAAAUGGGUUACAAUCUCGUUGCAUUCGAAUCUUUAGACAGCAAUAAUAAAAUCGUUUAUCACACUAAUGUCAUCAUGGCUAUCUGCACAAAGAUUGCAGUUAUUUGUCUCGACUCAAUUGCCACCCAAGAAGACAGAGAAAUGGUUGAAAAAACUCUUUCAAAAACCCACACCAUCGUCAAUAUCACCAAAGAUCAAGUAAACCAAUUCUGUGGUAAUGUUAUUGAAGUUCAAAAUGGAAAUGGUGACAAAUUCUUUGUUUGCUCAGAAUCUUCAUUCAAAGCUUUCACUGAACAACAAAAAGAAACAAUCAAAAACAACUGCAAUGGUGGUUUUAUCACUCGUGAUAUCCCAACCAUUCAAUCAGUUGGUGGUGGUGGUAUCAGAUGUAUGAUUGCUGAAUUAUUCUAA